Messenger RNA from Dibothriocephalus latus, 846 nucleotides. Lineage: Eukaryota; Metazoa; Platyhelminthes; Cestoda; Diphyllobothriidea; Diphyllobothriidae. The record is from the annotation of a GenBank genome assembly.
AUGUCGGGCGUUUCAGACGGAACGCUGGCUUAUGUCAGUAGCUUUGUAAAUACACUGCUUAAUAUUUCCGAGGAUCAGGCUUCCUUGCAUCGAGUGUGUGACGUGUAUUGCGAUGACGCCAGAGUCACAUUUCAAGUUACGCCCUAUAUUCUGGACAAAACAGCUACCAGCGACCUGCCUAACCGAGAGACUCGCAAAAAUUACACUCGUGAUGAUAUGCUUCCAUACCUACUAGUUUCGUCCAGCCUUCUUAAAGGCUCGUGGCCAUUGCCGUCUUGGGCAUGGGCUACUGAUUGUCAAACUGGUGAAAAAAAUUUGGACAAAAAGCGCCGGAAGGAGCAGCGCUCCAUUCAGCAAUUUCAAUCUGAAAAUGAAAGACGAAUUAAAAAAUCCAUUCGGAGGAGAAGAUUUACCUCAAUCAGUGAAUUUCAAGGCAGUCACUCCAUUCAAUUUUUUGCCGCUAACUCAUGGGAAGUUGAACAGCUGUAUUCUCUAGUCCCACGGCUCUUAGCAAUACGCGAUGACUCGACCACUACCAUAGACAUUGUUGAGUCCGGUCCAUUUGGCGUGUUGUUUAGGUUAACAACACUUGCUCUGGAAAUACCUUUACCCGUGCCCCGUAAGGAGCCUCUGGUCCCCCAGGUGCCACUUGUUCGUUGGGUCCACCGGACAAUCAUUCUCCGGCCUCCACCCAUUGACAAAAUAUGCCAUGAGGACGUCUGCGUUAUCCCCGUCUCCGAAACAGCGCAAGAGGUACGUCAUGCGCCCACUUUCUCUGGAAACAUGCAUAUAAACGUCGACUUCAUAUGUCUACGACAACCAUAUCUCUCGCUUGCCUGCCUUUAA